GACCUCGCACCGCAACUGUGCUAGACCUACUUAUCUUUCCUUUUCAAUUUUAAAAUUUGAAAACAGCCGCAAACAUCAAACUCAUCGCCCUUCCUUCCUCCCUCCCGGCGCCUCUGCCCUGAUACGCACGCACACUCUCUCUCUCUUUCCCUCACACACACUCUCUCUCUCUUUCUCUCUGGUUCUUUAUCAGUCCGGAGGGUUAGGUUUGCGAGCGAGAAUCUGUAAAACCCUUCCUCCCUCUCUCUCUCUCUGGUUUAUAUUAGUCGCGGAGAUGCUGGAGAAACAAAAUUCUGGGCCAUUAGCAGUUGGAUCAGGUUUUGAAAAGAAUGUCGACAAUAUGGGAGAAUUGGAUUCUAUAUGCAAUUCAAAGACAAUCACACAAGACGAUCCUGAUUCCUUAAAAAAUGAAGAAAAAGCUUCUGGCUGUUUCUCCAUCAAGGAAGGCAAUGAAACAAAUAUUUCACCAAUGGUUAUACAGAAUAGUGGCAGCCAUCAUAAAGGAAACUGUAUUCAGCCUGAUUCUCAAGAUUCCACUGUGGAUGUCUCUGUUAGAGAAGAGAUAAAACUGCAAGAAGUAGAACAUGGGGAAAAUGCUCUUUCGCUUUUGGGAGUUGCAUCUUGCCCAAGUCCAUAUCAUGUUAAGAAACCUAAGGUUGAUGAAAACAAAGACUAUGCGGGUUCUCUUUCUGCAGAAUCAGAACUUGAAAGGCUCAAGAGUGAAGCAUGCUCGAGAGGAGAAUCAGUGGAAAGUACAGAAAAACACUUCAAAUCUUUGAAUGCAGUCAACGUUGAUCUGACUCUGGGGCUGCCCGUCACUUUUCAGGAUCAUAUGGCUGGCAAGGUUUUCACGGUCAAUGGGAGUUUACAGGAAGAGAUCGGUUCCAUGAGAAAGCAAAAUCAUUUAGAGUGUGGCAAAAGUUCAUACAGUGUUAGAAGGAAGAAGGUCUUAGAUACAGAUAGCAGAGAUUCUGAAUGCGGAAGCUGUACAGGCCCAUCAGAUGACACUGAUUCCUGGAGAGUGUGGAAAGCUAUGAAACAGAAUGGAUUUCUUUCGUCUCAACUUCAUGCACCGUUACGUAAAAGAGUACUUGUAUCAAAUUUGAUGCCAUCUAAGAGGCUAAAAAAUGACCUGUUAAAGAAAAAUAUUGAACUUGCAAAAAAAGAACAGGUUGAUAAAUUUAAAAGGAUGGCAGCACCAAGUGGCUUACUGACAGGACUAAAUCCUGGAAUCAUUAAUCAUGUGAGAAACAGCAAACAGGUCCAGUCCAUUAUUGAGGCUCUGGUCAAAUCUGAGAAGCUUGAUAGUUCAAAUUCUCAAAAGACAGUGUCAAAUGAAGUGGCGGAAGGAAAUAAAAAAAUUAAUGGAAGCAAAAGGGACUCUGAAGGAACUGUUGGUCCAAAUGCUAAUUGUCUGUGUUUAAAUGGAAAUUCAGCUGCUUUGGUUGGUUCUGAUGAUCAUAUACCUGUAGACUUCCUCAAACAGGUACGGUCAAAGUAUAUUGUAGCCAUUUCUACAUGCUCAGGGUCAGAGCAUGAAAGAUCCACUGAGCAAGAAGAAUUAAAUAAGACACCUGGAACUGAAGCCUUUGUUGGUUCACAGUUCAACUUUCAACUUGAGAGCAUGCUCUCAUCUAUGCUCAGAAAGGGGCAAACGACUCUUGAGAGGACAAGUUACCUACCAAAUGAGGAGCUCUCGACAAAUCAUGGGAGAAUAACCGAUCUUUCUGUAAAAGCUGCUUUUGUAGCUCAUGAAUGGCUGGAACUACUUAGACAGGACAUCAAUGGUCGACUUUCAGCAUUGCGGCGUAGUAAGAAACGUAUCCAAACCAUGAUGCAAAAUGAGCUGCCUUCUAUUAUGUCAGAAGAUUUCUUGUCAAGCCAAGAGAAUGAUUCACAUGGUGAACGAAACUCCAGCACUAGAAAUGAAAACAACUGGUUGCCACAAAAUCAUCUUGUGAAAUGGCGAUCUCUUUUUGUUCAGAUGGAGAAUGCACUACAACAAGAGGGAAAGUACCUUGAGAACUGGCUGAGACAAGUCAAACAGAUGCAAGCACAUUGUGAACGUGGCUUGCAUGGAAUUAACAUGGAAAGGACAGAGUUACCAGGAAAUAGCUCCAGAUCCAAGAAAGAUGAAACAGUAGAAGGGGAAUUUGCUGUUAGAGCUGCAGCAGCUUCAAUAUACUCAACUUGCAAUUUUGCAAUGUCAUCUGAGAAUAUUCCAUGCUUCUAACUUAAUCUCCAUGUUUCUUGUGUGUAUUUGAUAUUGUCAAUUGCUUAUUUAACUCGAUCUCUAAUUAUUUGAUGGUUUGGGCUGUAAUGAUGGUGGGUUUUCUUCUGUUUUCUCAUGAGUUAUGGAAAGUUACGUCAUGGGAUAUAUUGUAUUGAGACGGCAAAUCAUCAAUAAACCGACUGAUGUCUGUAUUUCUUUUUGCUAAA
Messenger RNA from Nymphaea colorata (pocket water lily), 2439 nucleotides. RefSeq lists its product as uncharacterized. The transcript has 7 exons. The coding region runs from base 275 to 2233 and encodes 652 amino acids. The record is from RefSeq and is a predicted model, not a curated record. Lineage: Eukaryota; Viridiplantae; Streptophyta; Magnoliopsida; Nymphaeales; Nymphaeaceae.